AUGGCGGUGCACCAGGGCAUGGAGGAGCCGCAACCCAGGAAGAAGCCGCUGGGUUUCGUCGCCAACGCGAUUAAGAGGAAGGACAGCUUCUUACAGCUCUUCUUCAUGACCGGAGUGCUGCUACUCAGCAUGCGGUCGCUGGGCCAGAAGUACCGGAUCAACGACCUCCAGGAGGAUAACUCCGCCCUUCGGGAGGAGAACGAGUUCCUCUCGUCCCGUAUGUCGAGUAUCAAGGAGAGCCUCCUUAAGGAGGCGUCCCUCGACUCCAGUGGCCUCGUCGCUGCGCGCCUCCACCGCCUCUUCGGCCACAGCGACGGUGGGAGCUCCAACGACAGCUAG
Spirodela intermedia is the source of this 339-nucleotide messenger RNA. NCBI's taxonomy places the organism in Eukaryota, Viridiplantae, Streptophyta, Magnoliopsida, Alismatales, Araceae. The record is from the annotation of a GenBank genome assembly.